CCCAGCUGAGGCUCUGGCCAGGCUGAGCCCAAUGCCAGGGGAGUGUGGGCCUCCCCAGCACUUGCUGCCUUGAGAGGCAGUGGCUGUUGUUUCCAUUCCUUAAGCUAAAACCAGUAACAAGCCGAGCCUACUCUUUCUUGUUGAACUUUCCCAGGCAGUAUAAAAAGAAACAAGGGAACCAUUUUCUCCCUAAUUCUGAGAUAUGUGUGCCUCAGCAUGGCAGCAUACUUCCAUUCCAGUUAACUGAUGGCCCCGUCCUGCUUGCUCGUCUGUCAGGAGUACCAGCUGCAAAGGAUCCACUGUGUCCCGCAGGGCGUGAUCCUGCGAACCUGCCUGGGGCAAUGCAAGAAGGGAGGUUCACGUACUGAAAAGCCAGGAUCAGGUGGGACGUGUGAGAUGCACGGCUACUUGCCUGGAACCUUGGUGUGCUUAUACACACAGCAUGGGGGGGGGCUAGCUAGUCUCAGCCAGAGGCCUCUGUAAGGGAACAGUUUCUGGCUGCUGGAAGAGACAUCUGAAGGGGAAGGCUGGGGUCCAUGUUUCUGUACACCCUGUCAGCAUUCCCACAGGUAUCAGAAAAAGGCUACGCCAAAUCCCAUGGGUCUGAGACACAGAGGUCCCUUCUGGUAAUACACAUUCACUUGGGACUUCAUCUGCCCCAUUCAUUCAUUCAUGGUUUUCUCCUCCCCCCGCCCCAACAGGGUCUACAGAAGGUGACUGCUAACUUAGCAUUGGAUUAAAGGGUCAGAGGGAUUUGUGCCUCUGUGAAAUUGGGGGUCUCCUGGGCUACCUUUUAUCCUCACCCCUCACAAGGACCAUAAAUCAGGAGGGAGGCUGGGGAGGAAGAUAGGUCAUUUUUGUCAUUCUAGAGUAGAAGAUGCCAGGAACAGGCAAGUCAGAAAGGGCCUAAACUGUCUGUGAGUGGAUAGCUUAGUAAGUAUUUUUAUUUUGUCUUUUGUUGUUUUGGAUUUGGGGUAGGUUUUUUGUUUGUUUGGUGUGGUGUGUGUGUGUGUACGCACUCGCGCGCGCACGUGCACAUUUUGACUUGGUGUUUGCUUGCUUGUUUGUUUGAGAUAGGGUUUCUCUAAAGCCCUGACUAUCCAGGAACUUGUUCUGUAGACCAGACUGGCCUCAAACUCAGAGAUCAGCCUGCUUCUGCUCCCCAAGUGCUGGGAUUAAAGGCUAGCCAGUUAACAUCAUUGAUACGUGUGACAUUUAGUCCUCCUGAAGGCCUAAGGAAGAUACUUUUCUUGUUUUCCGUUGUGCCCAUGAGAGAUUAUAUUACCUAUUUAGUGAUCCACAAUUAGAAGUCUCACCUGCCACGCAGGAGGCUCAGAUUCGAUCCCCAGCCCAUGCAGAGUCCAGUCCCUUUUGGGGGGCUGGAGAGACAGUUUAGUGGUUAAGAGCCCCAACUGCUCUUCCAGAGGUCCUGAAUUCAAUUCUCAGCAACCACAUGGUGGCCCACAACCAUCUGUAAUGGAAUGGAAUCUGAUACCCUCUUUUGGUGCACUCAUAUAAACAAACAGAUAGAUAGAUAGAUAGAUAGAUAGAUAGAUAGAUAGAUAGAUAGAGAUAGAUAGAUAGAUAGAUAGAUAGAUAGAUAGAUAGAAAAUCAAGGGCAGGACUUGGUACAAAAGGGGGGGUCUUUGGGGCUCCUCCAGCCCCAGCCAUGUCUGACUGGAAGCAUUUGCCUGGACUGUUCUGCUAGGCCUGGACACUGAGAAGAGGCUAGAGCACCCUUGAGAAGUGUUGUAGUUUAUCCUGAUGUUUCGUAUGUUCUGAAUUGUACAUUCACAGCUUAGCCAGGACCCUGGCUUUCUGGGUUCCCUCAGGGGUACCCAAACCAGUGGAUGUAAAUAUUCAAUAUCAGAUUUCCCAUAGGGGCAAAACAAAGCCUUAGUUUAUUUGCCAGUUUCCAUGUGUGAACAUUUCCUCUGUGGCCUGUUUCAGGCUACUCACUUGAUGUCCCUGAGGGAGAAGUUUGGAAGAGAUUCAUAGCCAGCUCUGAUGCUGUCUGGGCUCUGACUGUAUGAGAUCCAGUAACGUUGGGCAAUCUGAGCUAUGGGCGUGCCUGGUGGCUGUGGUCUGGUCAUCUGAGGGAGCCACUGGGGAAAGUAAGCCAGACGGUCAGAGCUGACCCCGAACUCUGUCCCCAUCAUUUUUUUUAAAACUCUGUGACUGGCCAGCUAACCUCCUUGCCUCCCGUUUCCUCAUCUGUAAGAUGAGAUAACCAGCAUCUCCUUCACAGGACUGUUGGGAGGAUACGGCUAAUAAUCACGGUAUCUGGACCCAUGCCCAAUCUCUGCUAGCUUUUAAAGACUUUAAUGAUACAUUGACAGCUCUGACUAGAGAACACUUGAACUAUCCUAGAUUUUAACCUAUUGUGUAUCCCACAGGGAGGAGAGAACCUCUUCAGCCCCUCAAAAUAGAACUCAGAGCAUCGGUGGUUGGGGUGCCUCACCUCGACUGCCUAAGCUACACCAGAUCCUUAGCCUUUUCCCAAGGGGAGCAGAGAUUAGAGCACACCUUAGUCCUUCUGUCACCUCUGGCUCCAGGGAAACAAAGAGCUGUGGGUUUGGGUUCCUCAUAGGCAUAAGUCCAUUACUCCCAUGAACUCUUCAGACCUCAGGUGAUGUUAAGAGGCCAGGAGGGUCCCCGGUGAGGACUUCCAGGAAGUAUAAGCUGGGUGGAGAGGAGGGCGUAGACCAGCCAGGUGCAUUGAGAAAGCACUAUCCCUUUGUGCUCUUGCUUGGGUCCUCUGGUCAUUAGGACACAGGCUUUCUGCCAGGCUGCCCUAAAACCUUACAUUCCUGCUGCAGUGUAGGGACUAGAGAUACAGAGAUGGAGAAGACCCAGAUAGGUUGUGGUCAGAUGUCAUUCAGGAGAGGUGAGUAGAAGCUCUCAUGGGGCUUGGAUGGAGGAAGGGAGAAGGCCCCGAGGAUAAGUUCUAGAAGUCACAGACUGAGCACUCUACAUCUAACAUGGGGUUGUCUGUAGGGUAACGAUCUGUUCAUAACUGAAAACCAAGGACACUGAUUUGCAUCCAUUCAAUAAGGACUGUGGAGGGCUUGCCACUCUAACCCUUACCAUAUGUCUGAGGAAACAGAAGAGACUCGGAGAUAAAGGGAGUGGACCCCCAAAGCCUGGGCCCCUGAAACCGGGCUGGGGCCAAAGAACAUUCAUGCUUGAAAGAACAGAGGUAACAGACAGGUGGCCAGCCGCACACUCCGGGUGGCAGACGGGACCUACCUGAACUACUUUUAGAAAAUAGUGUUACAUGUUUCCUCCUCAGUCGUUCCAGCUAAUUUUUUGAGACAGUCUCUUACUGUACCUGGAGCUCACCGUCUGGCUAGUGGAGCCCCAGAAAUCCUACAGUUUUCCAACUUCUCAGUGCUCGGAUUACAGUCAGGUGGCCUCUUUAUUUUUUUUUUUCCCCUUUUGAGACAGUUUCUCUACAGAACCCUGGCUUUCCUGAAAUACACUGAGAUCCACCUGCCUCUGCCUCCCCUGUGCUGGGAUUAGACAACUACUCCCAGCUGUCUGUCUGUCCGUGUGGUGUAGUGUGUGUGUGUGUUGGGAAUUGAACUCCCGUCCUCACACUUGCUGGAAGGAUGCCCACUGCACCACCCCCUUGUACCUCGUUUCUUUGUUUCUGCUUUGGAGGGGUUUGAGGGUUUAUUUGUUUUGGGUUUAUGUCACCAUUUUCAGUAGAUUUUGUGAUGUCAGAACAUGACUUUAACUCCAUGGAUAUGUAUCUAGGGCAUUACUAGUUACUGUUUGGGGGCUGAAGUGAUCCAACAGACCUGAGAUCGGAGCCCACAGUUGGCUGGAGAUGUCUGUGGUUUGGGCUCUGCCCCUUAAACUGAGAGCUUUGGUGGACCCAAUGUUGUGCAAGUACCCAGGGUUUUUGAGCAGAGGACAGAUAGACAGACAUACAGGCAGACCAGUUUGGUGACUUAGGUUCCUCUAGCUGAACUCUAGAGAAGACCAUGAGCCCAGGAGAUGGCAAGCCCAAGAGUUUUCCAGUGGAGAGACUUGAACACUCGGUCUCUUCAUCAGAAAUAGGAUGUGAUCAUUUACUUACUACUGGAGGGGAAUGAGAUAAUUUAUGUAGCCCAGGCUGGUAGUAAUCCUUUCAAUUUUCUGCCUCUCAGGGCUGAGAUUACAGGCAUGUGGCACAAGCCAAUCCAGAGAAACAGUCGUAUCAUUAGUUUUCAAAAAGAAAACAAGCCCAGAGGCUCAGCAAUUUCUGUUAGACUCUGAAGCCUGGACAUUUCCCAGACCUCGGGCAGUACCUUCCUAAGGCGUGUGCAGAGGGAGUGCGCAAGCCUCCCUGGGCCAGAGUGGGUGGGAGCCACCGUAGCUUUAAUGGGCGGUUCUCUAGGCGCUUCUGGGUGCAGGGCGCAGCUGCCCAAGCGGGGUCCCCGGAAGCGCCCGCGGCCAAGCUGGCUGUGAGCAUCCUCUGGGCUGGACCAGUAAAGGCGCUGUUGCUGGGCCCCACCCGACUAAGGCACUGGGCCUGGAGUGGGGGGGGGGGGGGCUCCCCCGCGUCGCCGAGGAGAUAGCGCUGCAUGUGUGUAGACGGCGCCCACGCCUCGAGGGUCCCAUCACUGCGUCUGUUCCCCGACUUUCCUGGAAGAGAGAGCAUGGAGCGCCUGGAGUCAGAGCUGAUCCGGCAGAGCUGGCGGGUGGUGAGUCGCAGUCCUCUGGAACAUGGUACUGUGCUGUUUGCCAGGCUCUUCGCCCUGGAACCCAGCCUACUGCCUCUCUUCCAGUACAACGGCCGCCAGUUCUCCAGCCCUGAGGACUGUCUGUCCUCUCCAGAAUUCCUGGACCACAUUAGGAAGGUGAUGCUAGUGAUCGAUGCUGCAGUGACCAAGGUGGAGGACCUGUCUUCACUGCAGGAGUACCUGACCAGCCUGGGCAGGAAGCAUCGGGCAGUGGGAGUGAGGCUCAGCUCCUUCUCGACAGUAGGUGAGUCCCUGCUCUACAUGCUGGAGAAGUGCCUGGGUCCCAGCUUCACACCAGCUACAAGGACUGCCUGGAGCCAACUCUACGGAGCUGUGGUGCAGGCCAUGAGCCGAGGCUGGGAUGGGGAGUGAGAGUCAAGCCAGUGCCCCUCUGUGUGUAUCUGUUGAAUGCCAGUGCCCUCCCUGUGUGUGUGUGUGUGUCUGUUGAACACCAGUGCCCUCCCUGUGUGUGUGUGUCUGUUGAUCACCAGUGCCCCUCUGUGUGUGUCUGUUGAUCGCCAGUGCCUUCCCUGUGUGUGUGUCUAUUGAUUGCCAGUGCCCCUCUGUGUGUGUCUGUUGAACGCCAGUGCCCUCCCUGUGUGUGUGUGUGUGUCUGUUGAUCACCAGUGCCCUCCCUGUGUGUGUGUGUGUGUCUGUUGAUUGCCAGUGCCCUCCCUGUGUGUGUCUGUUGAUCUGCCUGUUGUAGUCUUAGCCUCUCCCCAAGGGUCGCUCUGUACCUUCGUCUUCAUCCCCUUGGCCAUCUUAGAGCGGUGAUGGUGGAGGGCUCUGUCUCAGCUUCUGGUCAACCGCAGGGAGGUGGAUUUCCUUCCCUCAUCCUCACAGAUGUACUGCUGCCUGGUUGGCUCUCCCCAGGAGGCAGGACAGUUUUGGUAGUGAGGUGGCAUGGGGGUUCUUCUCAGAGAAGCUUUCUGCCAGGUGAGGGAAAAGUGGCUAGGCCUCUAGAAUUUUCCAUCUUGCCUGCCCAGUCUCCCUGAUACGUCCCUGCCAGGCUGAUUACUUUCCAACAAUGAAGAGGAGAGGGUUUAGUGUUUCUGGGGAUCUCAGGCAAGGGGAGCAUGGAAGAUGGUGUUCUUCAGUAGCGAUGGGCACCCUGGGGCUCAGAUGCCCCACAUAAAGCCUCCUAUGUAUGUUCUUGGUUCAAUAUUUUUGGUGUAUUCAUUUGGGGGAAACAUAGCUGGACAGCCAGAAUGGAGAGGCCAGAAGGGCAGAAGGAAUGACCUCAUCCCACGUGGCCCCGAGUUCUGGGGCUCUUCCUGCCACCGUAUUCUAGCAGGGCUGAAUCCUGUCUCCCCACCCUCUUCUGCUUACCCACCACUCUCCAGCUGUGGACCCCCAACUCUGUACUUAACCCUUGAAGUGGACCCAGGCUUAGGCGGAUGAUUGCAGUGGGAGAGAAUACAGUGGUAGGGGCCCUUGUUCCCAUCCCCAGCCACCCACACUUUUCUUGCUCUGUGCUGUGGUUCUAUAAAUUCACAAGAAAUAAACAUGUUCUGUGUGCUGA
Apodemus sylvaticus (European woodmouse) is the source of this 6252-nucleotide messenger RNA. RefSeq names its product neuroglobin (gene Ngb). Gene Ontology annotation, molecular function: heme binding; oxygen binding. Lineage: Eukaryota; Metazoa; Chordata; Mammalia; Rodentia; Muridae. The record is from RefSeq and is a predicted model, not a curated record. The coding region runs from base 4572 to 5102 and encodes 176 amino acids. The transcript has 4 exons.